Amaranthus tricolor (Joseph's coat) is the source of this 6502-nucleotide messenger RNA. Its product is annotated as histone-lysine N-methyltransferase ATXR7. Gene Ontology annotation, cellular component: Set1C/COMPASS complex. Gene Ontology annotation, molecular function: protein binding; histone H3K4 methyltransferase activity. The transcript is spliced from 16 exons. NCBI's taxonomy places the organism in Eukaryota, Viridiplantae, Streptophyta, Magnoliopsida, Caryophyllales, Amaranthaceae. Bases 226 to 4179 code for a protein of 1317 amino acids. The record is from RefSeq and is a predicted model, not a curated record.
GACGACCAAGAAUACCCUCUCUUUUUUAAUUCUCCCUAGUCCCUCCCCCCCUAUUAAUCUUUCUCUCUCUCUCUCUCUCUCUCAUACAUAUCUAGGGUUUUCAUCAUCGCAUCUCAGUCUAUUUCAGCUCUUCAUUAAAAUCCAUCCUUUCCGAUGAACUUUUAAUCGAUAGUUGAUGAUGAAUCUCUGAUAUUUGUUUGUUAUUUGGUUAUUGUUCUAUAGAUAAUGGUAUCGUCUCCAUGUUUAUUGGAUUCGACGAAGUUCCAACGAAAACGAGAAUCAGAUUUAUUAUCUCCUUGUAAAAGGCUAAAAGUUUCAGCUUCGGAUGUAUUCGACGAUUUUACACCAGAUUUACACGGCAAUUGUGGUGUAGCAUCAUCAUCUUCGUGGUUGUCUUCUUAUUGUGAUUCUAAAGGUCAAAUGUCAUUGUGUUCGAGCUUAGAGAGGAGUUGCCAGGUGAAUGGUAACCCAGAUGCUGCUUCUCAUGCUUCUGGCGCUGCCGGAAUUUCUUACCCCAGUGAAAGUUGUAAUGGGUAUGACUUACCGGGUUGUGUAUCAGGAUGGAUGUAUUAUAAUGAAUUGCGUCAGCUAUGUGGGCCUUAUAUGGAGCAGCAGUUGUUUGAAGGAUUGUCAACGGGUUUUCUGCCAGAUGAGCUUCCUGUUUAUCCUGUUAUGGAUGGUUCAUUACUGAAUCCUGUGAAACUGCUGCUCUUCAAACGGUAUCCUGAACAUGUCGCCACAGGAUUUAUGUAUCUUGAUAGAGCUUCUUCUGGCAUUUUCACGACUACAAACAGCCAUGCUGUAACUGGACAAGUUACCAAUACUGUAUCUAGUUCAGUUAUUACAAGUUAUGAUCAACAGACUCAUGCCCAACAUACUUGUUAUAAUUCUGAUGUUAUAAUAUCAGAAUCAAAAUCAGCACCGGGGUCCAUUGUGAUUCAGCAGCAGCCUUUUUCAUGGGAAGAAAGAUGCUGGCUAUACCUUGAUGGUUACGGGGGGGCAUCAGGGCCACACUCUAUUUCAGAACUUUACUACUGGCACCAAUAUGGUUAUCUACAGAGUUCUGUCAUGAUACAUCAUAUGAAUAGUAUUUGCAGUCCGUUCACUCUAUUGUCUUUGGUCAAUGUUUGGCAUAAAGAGAGUUCUACUGUAAUUGCAUCAGCAGAAGAUAAUAUUGGCAACUCGUCUCAGCUUAUAUCCAUAUUAUCUGAUAAAACUGGGUCCCAAUUGCAUGAUGGUAUCAUGAAAGCAGCACGUCGGUUGAUUUUAGAUGAGAUCAUUGGCAAUGUCAUACUAGAUUUUGCUGCUUUGAAGAAGACUCAGAAACAAAUAAAGAAUGUGCAUGGUGCUGAGGAUAUUAGAAUUUCCUCCCUUGAUUUUGAAAGGUCUAAAGCCAUUGCUGGGGAAAGGAAUAGUCGUGCUUCUCUUUCUGUAAUAGGUUCCAGUAAUGAUGAUGUCUCGACUUCAGGAUAUUCUGCCAAAGAAAUGCUCAAGGAGAGUUGCACUAUCCAGAACGCGAAAUGUAUUGGAAGUAUUGAGAACUUUCGGGAGGUCAAUAAAGCAAUCUGCCAAGUAAUCUUUGAUCACUGUAUGAAGGUUUUGUGGCGUUCUGUCUUUUAUGGACCUGUAGCAAAUUGUGCGCGCACUUGGAGGAAAAGAACACGUUCAUCACUCAACCGUAAUGAAGAAGCAGCUGCUUUGAGCAAAAAAUCUUUUGGUUCCCCAAAGGCUGCAAAAAUCAAUACUGUAAUCGGAAAAUUUGAGGAACCUGCUGAUGAUCUUGAUUGUCCUCCUGGAUUUCAUUCUAUUGUGCAAGAUUCUCUUCCAUGUAAUUCGUCUAUGAUAUCUAAUAUGCAAUCUAGUGAUGAUCUGAUAUCCAACCCUAGUACUCAUCAUCAUAAUGGAGAUAGGGAAGGUAUAGUUGCAAGGGUAGAAGAGGAACUUCACAUGUUUGCAAAGACUUCCAUGGUUGACUACUUGAUGACUACUGUUGAAAAAGAAGUGAUUAGUAUAGUCAAGUGUUCAAAGAUUAAUGUACAAAAUGAGGUUGAAGUAGAAAAAUCCUGUAAAUUGUCCAAUGACAAUGAUGGUGAACAUAAUAAUGCUUUGGAGAUGAUCCAGGGGCUAGACUCUGAUCACAUCUGUGUUGAUGAUUCUCAGAUUCCUUUCCAAGAGACCAAAUACUCACGGCAGCCUGCCGUGUCUCCUCACAAGCACUCUUUACUUGAUUUUAUUGAAAUUGGCUUUAGGAAAGUGAGGGUACCUGCGACCAAUGUAAUUGAUGAAUAUGUUGCUGAUGAUCCACCGCCCCCUGGGUUUACUGAUUUGGCUCAUGAACCAUGUGCUCAAGACUUGUGCUUGCGAGAUCAAUUGAAAAUCUCGAUUGAGGCAAUAAAGUCUCGUCAGUUAGCUGAUUCAGCAUGUGACAUUGAUUUAUCUGACUUUGUAGGAAAUGCUUUUAAGAGAUUGGGUAUGCCUACAUCUAAUGUAGUUAAUGAUAAAUUUACUAAUGAUCCUCCUUUGCCUGGAUCGGGGAGUAAAAUUGAAAAUGUCGUUUCAUCAAGCAUUGCCAAUUUCGGACAGUUAGGUAUAGGUGAGGCCAUUCCUAAGCAAAAGAAGCAUAUGGCACUGGCGUCGUGCCGGCUAAAGUUGCAUCGUGAUGUGUUGAGAGAAUGGUUAUCCAGCUUUUAUGAUGAUUUGUAUCUGUUACUGAAGAGUCUUAAUCCUGUUCAGGAGGAAGUCAUUACCAAGAGUGAAGAUUCACUUAAGUUUACUCCUAUUCAGCCUGAGCUCGACUUUCAUACAGAAAGAUCAAAGAGUUGUCACAACUCAGGGCCAUCUGAAGUUCCAGUUGUUGAAGAGAUUACAUAUUCACGGAGAAAGAAAGUGCAAAAUAAUUCAGGAGCUGAACCAAGCUCUGCUCUGUUACGUGAUUUUAAAUUCCAUCUUCAAUUGAAGAAAAUCGGGAAACCAAAGAGUUCUGAAAACAAAUCUGGCUCAAGAGCUUCAGGCAUUGAAAAUGAAAAGCCGAAGGCGAAAGAAUUUUUUCAUAAGGAAACAGGAUCAUCUCCUGUAACUUUUAAAGUAAGAGCCGGUAAAAGAAAUUUGGCCAAAGAUCGUCAAUCAAUCAGGUCAUCAAAUUGUCAAAAGCUGCGAAAAGAUGCGACUCCUCAGAGCACUGUUGCUGUUGCUGGUCCAAAUUGUGGGUUGGAAGGGGUUCUUAGCUUGGAGGCAGAUUCUAAUGAUUAUGAGGAGCUUAGCAGCUGCACCAAUCUUAGCAUUUCCAGGAAGUAUGAACAUGCUGCUGAUCGCUUCCAAGAAAUGAAGAAAUCAUCUGCAGUGUCGAAGCUUAAGCGAAAACAUUUGGUAGAUGAAUCACCAUCACUUCCGGUGAAGAUUCCAAAGCUUACAGGUGUUGAUGCCAAGAAAACAACAUCCAAAAAGACAGAAAAAAUCGCCAAGUUGAGCAAUUCCAGGGUGUCAAGCUCCUGUCCCGUAUCUGUUGGAUGUGCUCGAUCUUCAAUUGAUGGAUGGAAAUGGCAUAAAUGGUCCUUACAUGCAAGACCUGCAGAAAGAGCUCGUGUUAGGGGAAUUAAAUUAACUACUAUGCAGCGUUCUACUUCAGAUAGUAGUGGCUCACAUCUCUCCAAUGUUAAGGGAAUCACUGCUAGGACUAACAGGGUUAAAAUGCGGAACCUACUUGCUGCAGCAGAUGGUGCUGAGCUGUUGAAGACCUCUCAAUUAAAGGCCAGGAAGAAGCGCCUACGUUUUCAGAGGAGUAAGAUUCAUGACUGGGGUCUUGUUGCAUUGGAACCAAUUGAAGCGGAUGAUUUUGUCAUUGAAUAUGUUGGGGAACUAAUUCGUCCACGGAUAUCUGAUAUUAGGGAAAUCCAGUAUGAGAAGAUGGGUAUUGGCAGCAGCUAUCUUUUUAGACUCGAUGAUGGUUGCGUGGUUGAUGCUACUAAGCGCGGUGGCAUUGCUAGAUUCAUAAACCAUUCAUGUGAGCCUAAUUGCUACACUAAAAUUGUAAGUGUUGAGGGUCAAAAGAGGAUAUUCAUUUAUGCAAAACGGCAUAUAUCUGCUGGCGAAGAGAUCACAUACAAUUACAAGUUUCCACUAGAGGAGAAAAAGAUCCCUUGUAAUUGUGGUUCAAAGAGGUGCCACGGUUCAAUGAACUAAAUGGUAUUUUGAGUAUGGUAUCAUUAGCAAAUUGUUUCUGAUGAUACCUAGUAAUUCAACGCGACUUUCUGAGCUCUCUUUUUGACAUAAUCCUCAUGAUAUAUGAGUUUUAUUUGCAGCUUUCGGGAAUUGGAUUGCUAUGGCCGAUGCUGUAUAAUUUGAUCAUUUGUUCUUAUCCAAUGCGGAAGUGCUGUCAAGUUGUGCAUUUUUGUAGAUAGUCUCACCUGCAGAUGAGUUUCUACCCUUGGAAACUGUAAUGAGUUCAUUAUCUUAGCUUAUAGUUAUCUGACAUCCUUGGGAAUAUUCUUUUUGUAUAGAGUACAGAAUCCCCAAUUCGUUCAAUAUCCAAUGAUAAAUGAAAUAUUUUAUUUGAUAUCCAGUUUAUUUCAAUUUUGCCUAUUAGCAUAUUUGUUCAACCACAGCUCAAAUUAUGUGAAUUGAUGUAUUGCUGCAUAUAUAUCUGUGGAUUUAGAUAAUAUUAGAAUGGGAAAAGGGAACAUCAUGCUAAUGGGAGGUCACAGAGAAACACUUGUUUUUUUAUGUAGGUAACAUGUUACAUUGACAAUUUUACACCUCAAAAACCUGCUAUGUGGUGCAUGGCUUCUACUGUUUUUGGCUUAAUUAUGUUGGUAAACAAUGCUUAUUCUGGCCUUUGUUUAUUUUUAAAGCCGUUUUUGGCCUUUAGAAGUUGGAUGAGCUCUAGAUUUCUAGUUUUUUGGUGAUAUUUGUUAGAAUUUUGUUAAUCUUGUUGUGAAAUUUUUUAUGGGCGAUGGCCAAGAUAAUCCAUUUGUUCAGUUGAUGCAAGUAGAUCAAGAUGUUCAUUUUUAAAAAGCUUGCCAAGGCGCGUUCGAUAGGGUGGGAGCCUUAAUAGGAUUGGUCAAGGAAAAUUCUUAAGGCAAGCGCCUCAAAGCGCGUUAUAACACCUAAGUCAAGCGUCAGAUCACCUUUGAGCACAUUUAGGUCUUAGUCUCAAGCGAAGUCUAUUUGAUGCCGACUCUCACCAAGUAUAUAUUCACUUUUUUUAUAUGUCUUCAAGAUUUUGUUUUGGAGCUUUGAUUUAUCUUUUUCCAUGGGUUUUGGGGAGCAUACACCUUAAGGCCAACGCCUUGGUUUGGCGCCCUAGAAUGCCUCACACCUUAUAAAAGGCAAGGUGUUGUAGCUUUUUGUUGGGUAGACAGAGAUUCAUUUUGAUAUAUGAAGUUUCUGAAUAUUUUUUAUUUUGGCGAAUUAUAUUAAUCUUUGUAUUCCUUUUUUGGGGCAGUAUCCUUGUAAUUUUGGGAUUGGGUUUUUAGUUCCCUCAGUUUUGGUGGAUUAUUGUUUUUUGAUAAAAUUGUUGGUGAUAAUCUUUUAUGUCCUUUUUGGGAUAGUAUAGUAUCUUUAUGGUUUUGGUGAUGAUCUUUUGUGGUACGAGUGGAGUUUAAUUCUUGGGUGAUUGUUCAUGUGCAAUGCUUUUUAAUCUUGUUUGUUUUGUAUCCUGAACAAAAAAUGUAUCAUAAUGAUUGUCGGAAGGAAAAAUCUUAAAAGUUGGUGCUUAAACUGUUCCUUUGCUGUGCUGUGUUUUCUUGUUUAAACCAAAAUAGGAUAAAUUAUUGCUUUGUUUGAGAGGUUUUGAACCUAGUAAUCGCAUGAAUUCUUUACGGGAAGUUAGCUUAUGAGACUUUUAGGGUGGCCCAUCGCAUGAAAAAUUGCGCUUUAGUGAGGUUUACUUAAUUGAUGUGUUUUUGUUGACCCUAGCUAUGUACUCGGGUGAAUUCUUUACGGGAAAUUAGCUUAUGAGAGGAACUGGCUCAUCUCAUCAAAACUUGCGCUUUGGUGAGCUUUACUUUAUUGAUGUGUUUUUAUAACAAUAGUGAAUCGAAAAGGAGGGGGAAGGAAAGAAAGGGAGGCAAAGGAGAGAGAAAUUGGACAUUUUCAUUUUUCUUGUCCUCUUUAAAGGAAAAUGGUUCGGUUACUUUAUCUUUCGUUCCUUUUCACUUCCAGUUCUCCCGCCCAGUAACCUUUUAUUUUUUUUUUCAGAGAUGGGGUGGUAUUUUUAGUAGACGCCUCAGUGUCCGGGUUUCAUGUUGGAUAAGUCAACCUUGUAAGACGUGUAUUCAAACGGGCAUAUAAUUAAUCCGAUUGCCUUACCAAUCAAAAAUUCAAAAUCGUCUGGACCAUUGUGUCAUCUUUGUUUAAUUUUCUGAUGCCUAGUUUUAUACUUUCACAUUAUUUGGCCCCUGAGUUUUCGCUCUUAAUUUGUAUACAAUACAUCUUGUGCAGGAGUGUACUUGAAUCUCAAUUGGACUCUUUACUCUUGUCAGGGGCCUGUUCUUGUAAUUUUGUG